Messenger RNA from Effrenium voratum, 2712 nucleotides. The record is from the annotation of a GenBank genome assembly. Lineage: Eukaryota; Dinophyceae; Suessiales; Symbiodiniaceae.
AUGCUCCAAGACUGGGGACAGCAGUGGUCCCGAGAGGAGGCAAAGGAUGAUGCGUGGUACAGCAAGGCGCAGUACAAGGGCGACGAAGCUUCGGAGUCGAAAUGGGGCACCAAAGCUUGGAGCGAGGCCAAGGACUGGUACGAGGCGGAGAGCUGGCAGGGGAAGGACGCCUGGCCCUGGAAGGGGGAUGAUUCCUGGCCUGGCAAGGGCCAUGAGGAUUCCUGGACUGCAAAGGGCCAGGACGAUGCCUGGUCUGUCAAGGGCAAGUGGGGCGAACAGACGCCCGCGGGCAAGAUGUGGGGCGAACAGGCGAGCCACCAGAGCAGCCUCGCCCCGGAGGCCAACGAGUCCGGCGAGGCGAAUCGCGUGCACUGGUCUGGCCUGGAGGAGAGGGAAGCCCAGGCCGCUUCCCAGGCGGCGAAGAUGGCGCUGGCGAGCGAGGGCCAGACGCUGCCUGCCUGGGCCAUGGCGCGAGACGCCGAGCGUGAGCCUGACUUCAAGGUGGCGGUGCCGGCACUGCCAGAUGCCCAGGCUUCGCAGGCGGUUCCGGCACUGGCGCCGUGGCACCAUCCGCCUCAGACUUUCUGGCGGCAGUCGCACCAGCCAUUGCAGCAGCAGCAGUCGCCGUUGCAGUCCGAACAGCCAGAGCGGCUGCAGCAAUUGCAGGAGCCACAGCAGCUGCAGCCAGGGCGGCAGCCACCGCAGCAGGAGCCUCCGCAGCAGCAGCCAGAGCGGCUGUCAUUGCAGGAGCCUGAGCAGCAGCAGCUGCCGCUGCCAGAGCGGCUGCCACAAGCACUGCCGGUGCCAAAGCACGUGCCGGCGCCAGCGCAAGCGCCGCAGCCGCCGUUUCAGGCAGCGCAUCACGUGCCGGCACCGGCGCAAGCGCCCCAGCCGUUCCAGGCAGCACAUCCCGUUCCGCCGCCAGCGCAGCAGGUGCCGUUCCAGGCACUGCAGCAAAUGCCAACGCAGACACUGCCAUUGCAACGGCAGAUGCAACCAUGGCAGCAGCCACAGCAGCCACAGCUGCUCAUGCAGCCGCAGCUGCAUCCGCCGCCGCAGACUCUGCAGCAGUGGCAGUACCAGCAUUGGCAAAUGCACAGCCCGCAGCAGAUGCAGCAGAUGUACCAGAUGCACCAGGCGCAGCAGUUGCAGCAGUUCCAGGCGAGCCAGGCGGAGGCGCGUGAGCGCGAAGCUCGGGAAGUCCGCGAGGCCAGCGAGCGCAAGGCCACCGAGCGCGAGGCAAAGGCGUUGCAGGAGAGGGUAGCCUCUCAGCUUGCAGCCGCGCUGAGGGUGCAGGGGGCUGCGGCGCUUCAAUCAGAGGCGACCAAGGGGGCUGUGGCGCUUCAAUCAGAGGCGACCAAGGUGAGGGCUGAGAUGAGUCGCCAAGCCUCCGAGGAGGCGGAGAGAGCGGCAACGGAGAAGGCCGCGGAGGAGCAGAAGGCUGCAGAGGAGAAGGAGAAGGAGCGCCAGGAUCUUGCGGCUCUGUUGGCGCUGCAGGAGAAGCGGCGCCUGGCCGAAGUGGCUGAGCAGAAGGCGGAAGCGGAGCAGAAGGCGGAGGAGCAGCGAAAGGCCAAGCGAGCCGCGAGGAAGGAGGAGAGGAGGAAGGAGAAGGAGAAGGAGGAGGAGGAGAAGAAGGCCAAAGAAGCUGAGGCGAAGAAGGAGGAGCGCGAGAAGCAGGCAAAGCGAGAGAGGAGGAAGGAGAAGGAGAGGAAGGAAGAAGAGAAGCGGAAGGAGGAAGAGAGGAGGAGAGAGGAGGAAACGAAGCGAGAUGAAGAGAAGAGAGCGGCUGAAAGGGCCGAAAAGGAGCGAGAAGAGGAACUGAAGAAGCAGGAGGAGCUGAAGGAGCGGGAGGCGCUCGCGCUGCUGGAGGAGAAGCAGAAGGCGGCGCAGAGGCAGAAGGAGGCGGAGGCGGCGGAGGCGAAGAAGUUGAGGAUCCGGGAGAGGAAGGAGAAGCGCAAGGCUGAGGAGGAGAGGAAGAAGAAGGAGAAGGAGGAAGAGGAGAAGAAGCAGGCGGCGGAAAGGGAGCGGGCCGCAAAGGAGGCGGCUGCCAAGGAGGCGGCAGAGCGGGCGGAGGCGGAGAAGAAGGCGGCGGCGGAUGCCAAGGCGGCGGCCGCGGCGAAGGAGGCAGCGAACCUGCAGGCCCUGCGCGAGAAGCUCGAGGCGAGAGAGGUGCCGGUGCCGGCCAAGAAGCCCAGGAGCAGCAGCUCAUCGUCGUCCAGCUCAUCGGUCGUGGAGGUUGAGACACAAGUGCCCGAGAAGCGGGGCAGGUCGAGCUCCGCGUCGAGUGGCGCUGUCUCAUCGCCAAAGCCGGGCGAGCGGAAGGCAGGGGCUGCUCAGGAAACCCCAGCGUCCGUGCCCCCUGCGCCGCCGCCGGCGCGGAAGGUUCAGCUGACGCCUGUGCAGGACCCGGAGGAGGAGCGGCGUGAGGCUGCUGCUUUGCGCGCCAAGGCCGUGAUCAAGGAGUCUCAGAUCAAGCGGAGGCGGGUGACGAAGGAACGGUCCAGAUCUGCGAGGUCCGCCUCGUCGCGGGGCCGGAAUCGGUCCAGCCAUCGCCGCGUGCAGAAGGCAUCCAGAUCCAGAUCCAGAUCCAGAUCCCGGACCCGGCGCCCUGCCAGAAGGCGGCGCUCGCGAAGCCACGAUCGGCGAUCCAGAGGUCACGAGCACAGAUCCGUGAAGGAGUCGGCCAGAAACCGCCGGGACAAGCGGCGGUGA